GUGAGUACUACUGUUUUUCGUAUUUGAGAAAGAUGCAAAGAGAGGAAAUCACUUACAUGGAGCAAAGAAUCAGCAAUAACGGUUUCAAUCAGAGAAGUGAACUGCUGGAGCAUGUUCAACCUCACAAAGAGAUGAAGUUCAGCGGUAAAGAUGAAUCCGGUAGUUCGAGUCAUGACCCUCCGGAGAGAGAAAUGAAUCCAAUUAAUGAGGAGAUUAAGGAUCAUGUUCGGUACUGGAAAUUAUACAAGGCUUUACAAGAAAAUGACUGGAAAAGUGUAGAUGAUUUCAUAAGGCUAAAUUCUGAUGCCUUGACAGCCAAUAUUAGAGUACAUUGGCAGGAGACCAUUUUUCACAUAAUUACUCGGAAGUUAGGCACACCCUUUUGGCUUAUCAACAAGCUUGUUUCAGAGGUCCCUGCAAAGCAACUAGAACAGUUGACAGAUCGGUAUGGCGGAACGGCUUUGUUCUGCGCUGCUUCGUUCGGAAAUAAAAAGGCUGCAGAAGCUUUUGUGGAUAGGAACAAGGAUUUGCCUAAUUUUCCGAACAUCUAUGGUUUACUUCCGAUUCACCGAGCUGCGGCAUGUGGCCACAGGGAGAUGAUUCAAUACCUACUGAAAGUGACAACUGCUCCUUUGAAUGAUGACAAAGGCGUUACACUGCUAAAAAGUUUGAUUAGUUCUGGUCUCUAUGGUUCAGCUUUUGAUUUAUUGAAGAAAUAUCCGGACUUAAUAUCUAAGACUGAGGACAGAGGAAGUAUAUUAGAAGCGCUGGCUAAUAAGCCUCUUGCAUUUGAAAGUGGGAGUGGGUUUGGCUUUUGGCGACGCUUAAUCUAUCAUUGGAUUCCUUUACAGGAAGAACAUAUUCAUUACCCUGAAAAUGUGCAUGGAGAUGAAGAGAAUCAAAUUGAGAGUUCAAAGAAGUAAAACAAUUCACUUUUUUUGGAUCUAUCGUUCGACAAAUCUUCACUAGAUUUGGUGCUUUGGGCCAAAGAUUACACAUUAUGCUCUGGAAUGCCCUCACACAUUCAG
This is a messenger RNA of Pistacia vera, 1028 nucleotides long. RefSeq lists its product as uncharacterized. Bases 33 to 923 code for a protein of 296 amino acids. The transcript has 6 exons. NCBI's taxonomy places the organism in Eukaryota, Viridiplantae, Streptophyta, Magnoliopsida, Sapindales, Anacardiaceae. The record is from RefSeq and is a predicted model, not a curated record. Gene Ontology annotation, molecular function: protein binding.